ACGCGCGGGACGACGCCACCACCUCCUCCUCCUCCUCCUCCUCCGCGGCCUCGUCGCGAAGUUCUCUCUGACCCCGCGACGCGAUGUCGCCUUCGCGACCGAAGAAGUGCGCGCGUCUCGUAGGCGCCGGCGACGAGACCAUGAGCGCGAAAGUCCUUAAGGAUCGGCGUUCACCACGCGAACGCGGUCGUAUGGGAACCAGUGUAUAGAACGCACCUAACGGAUCGUCUUCCGUCGACCUCGACGACGACGCCCCGCCCCUGGAACGACUCGCCGCGGACGCGGACGCGCGCGAUGUCUUCGACGCGAACAUCCUCUCGCGGCUCGACAGCGGCGACCUCGCGGUGCUCGCGACGGUGAGCCGUCAGAUGCGCGACGGCGUCUUCACGUCGCCCGUCGAGCAUGACGUGAGGGACCUCGCGGCGGUGAGGAGGGAGCUCUGGAAAAUGCCAAACUUCGUCGGGUCGGUCGGCGGGCUGGCGUGGGCGAAAGAGCGAGGAUGUCCGUGGGAGGUGACGAAGUUCGCGCUGCGAUGUUGGACGUACUCGAGGGCAGGAUAUCCGCUCCAGAAGAAGACGACGUUCGGGUGCAUCGCAGCGGGCGGGAACGUGGAGGUCGCGGAGUGGGCGCGCCAGAACGGACUUCUAUGGAAUGAGUGGACAUGUGGACAGUGGACAUGCGACAACGCCGCGGAAGGCGGCCACCUGGAGAUGUUGCAGUGGGCGCGAGCGAACGGCUGCCCGUGGGACGCGAGGACUUGCGCCCACGCCGCGGAAGGCGGUCACCUGCAGAUGCUACAGUGGGCGCGCGCGAACGGCUGCCCGUGGGACGAGGAGACUUGCGCCCACGCCGCGAAAGGCGGCCACAUGGACGUGCUGGAGUGGGCGAGAGCGAACGGCUGCCCGUGGCAUUGGAGCACUUGCGAAUAUGCCGCGGAAGGCGGCCACCUGGAGGUGUUGAAGUGGGCGCGCGCGGAAGGCUGCCCGUGGGACAAGGAGACUUGCACCGCAGCCGCGUAUGGCGGUUACCUGGAGAUGUUGCAGUGGGCGCGCGCGGAAGGCUGCCCGUGGGACGUGGAGACUUGCACCGAAGCCGCGAGAGGCGGCCACCUCGACGUGCUUAAGUGGUUACGAAUGAACGAAGCUCCGUGGAACAACUGGACUUGCGCCAAUGCCGCGAAAGGCGGCCACAUGAGGAUGCUGCAGUGGGCGCGGGCGAACGGCGCUCCGUGGGACGAGCGGACUUGCGCCGAAGCCGCGGGUGGCGGCCAUCUGAAGGUGCUUAAGUGGUUACGAAAGAACGAAGCUCCGUGGAACGCGACGACUUGCGCCCUCGCCGCGUAUGGCGGCCAACUGGAGGUGCUGCAGUGGGCGCGCGCGAGUAAACCCCCAGCUCCGUGGGAUGAGGGGACUUGCUACUGUGCCGCGGGUGAAGGCCACCUGAAGGUGCUGAAGUGGGCGCGCGCGGAAGGCUGCCCGUGGGACGAGAGGACUUGCGCCAACGCCGCGAAAGGCGGUCACCUGGACGUGCUGCAGUGGGCGCGCGCGGAAGGCUGCCCGUGGGACGAGAGUACUUGCGCCGAGGCCGCGGAAGACUUUGGUCACCUGGACGUGCUGGUGUGGGCGCGCGCGAACGGCGCUCCUGAGUAA
This is a messenger RNA of Micromonas pusilla CCMP1545, 1649 nucleotides long. RefSeq lists its product as uncharacterized. Gene Ontology annotation, molecular function: protein binding. Lineage: Eukaryota; Viridiplantae; Chlorophyta; Mamiellophyceae; Mamiellales; Mamiellaceae. Bases 369 to 1649 code for a protein of 426 amino acids. The transcript has a single exon. The record is from RefSeq and is a predicted model, not a curated record.